AGGGAGGCCCUCCUGGCCGGGGAACGAGGCCUGAUGGUGAAAGGACCGCGAGCGGGAGCUUUAAACCCCCCAGCCGCGGCAUCCAGCUGGCUGAGCCGCUGAGCGACUGAGCGCAUGCGCGCAGCUCGCGGGCCCCGCCUCAGAGGGUCUUCCCCGCAUGCGCGGGAGCGCGGGGCCCCGUCAAGUUGAUUGAAAGCGGGUGGUGCUGUGGCAAUGGCGGCGCUCGGAAUUGCGACCGGUGGUGGCAGUUGGUUUUCGGCUCUGGCGCUCGGGGUGACUCUCCUUAAAUGCCUUCUCAUCCCCACCUACCAUUCCACAGAUUUUGAAGUACACCGAAACUGGCUUGCUAUCACCCACAGUUUGCCAAUAUCAGAGUGGUAUUAUGAGACAACUUCAGAGUGGACCUUGGAUUACCCCCCCUUUUUCGCAUGGUUUGAGUAUGCCCUGUCACAUGUUGCCAAAUAUUUUGAUCAGGAGAUGCUGAAUGUCAGUAAUCUGAAUUACUCCAGCUCAAGGACCUUACUCUUCCAGAGAUUUUCUGUCAUCUUCACAGAUGCACUCUUUGUGUAUGCUGUCCACGAGUGCUGUAAAUGCAUUGAUGGGAAAAAAACAAGCAAAGAACUUACAGAGAAGCCAAAGUUUAUUCUAUCAGUAUUACUGCUGUGGAACUUUGGGUUGUUAAUUGUAGACCAUAUUCAUUUCCAGUACAAUGGUUUUUUAUCAGGAUUAAUGCUACUCUCCAUUGCACGAUUAUUUCAGAAAAGGCAUAUAGAAGGAGCGUUUCUCUUUGCUGUUCUCCUACAUUUCAAGCACAUUUACCUCUAUAUAGCACCAGCGUACGGUGUAUAUUUGCUACGAUCUUACUGUUUCACUGCAAACAAACCAGAUGGGUCCAUCCGAUGGAACAGCUUCAGCUUUGUCCGUCUUAUUUCCCUGGGACUAAUUGUUUUCCUAGUUUCUGCUCUUUCAUUGGGUCCUUUUCUAGCCUUGAACCAACUGCCUCAAGUCUUUUCCCGACUCUUCCCUUUCAAGAGGGGCCUCUGCCACGCAUAUUGGGCUCCAAACUUCUGGGCUUUGUACAGCGCUUUGGACAAAGUUCUGUCUGUCAUCGGUUUAGAACUGAAGCUUCUUGACCCCAAGAAGAUUCCCAAGGCUUCAAUGACAAGUGGUUUAGUUCAGCAGUUCCAACACACAGUCCUUCCAUCAGUGACGCCCUUGGCCACCCUCAUCUGCACUCUGAUUGCCAUAUUGCCUAUUUUCUGUCUUUGGUUUAAACCUCAAGGGCCCAAAGGCUUUCUCCGAUGUCUAAUUCUUUGUGCCUUGAGCUCCUUCAUGUUUGGGUGGCAUGUCCAUGAAAAAGCCAUACUCGUCGCAAUUCUCCCAAUGAGCCUCUUAGCUGUGGGAAAAGCAGGAGAUGCUUCGAUUUUUCUGAUUCUGACCACAACAGGGCAUUAUUCCCUCUUCCCUCUGCUCUUCACUGCACCAGAACUUCCCAUUAAAAUCUUACUCAUGUUACUGUUUACCAUCUAUAGUAUUUCCUCACUGAAGACUCUAUUCAGAAAAGAAAAACCUCUUUUUAAUUGGAUGGAAACUUUCUACCUCCUUGGCCUGGGGCCUCUGGAAGUCUUCUGUGAAUUUGUAUUCCCUUUCACCUCCUGGAAGCUGAAGUACCCCUUUAUCCCUUUGUUACUGACCUCAGUGUAUUGUGCUGUGGGCAUCGCAUAUGCUUGGUUCAAACUGUAUGUUUCAGUAUUGACUGACCCUCCUUUCGGCAAGACAAAGAAGCAAUGAAUAAAGGAACUGCUUGGAUGUAUUCCAAGCAAUUAUUUCAUGGGAAAUUAAUCAGAACUUGAGGAAAGUUGCUGGUGGCAUGAACCAUUCAUUUCAGUAAAUCUGUUUAAGGACCAUUCUUCUAAACUUGGCCUUGCCCAGCCUAGCAACCUGAUUGUCACCAUGGUGAGAAGCCACUUGUCCUCCAUAAGCAGUGAAACACAUCUGAAACAAAUCUCGCUUUCCCCUAUUAAAAUUGUCUGAGAUCAUUGAAACUGCGGUGCUUGCUCUAGGCAAGGAGGGAGUCUGAUCAACAACAUGAUUAUCUGUAGCCUGUGAUGACCAUUGUCAGGGUAUAAAGCAUAAUUAGAAUCAUGUGCUAAGGGAAAUAGAAAUAAAAUACCAUUUUGUAUUUCUGUACAAAA
Hippopotamus amphibius kiboko is the source of this 2195-nucleotide messenger RNA. RefSeq names its product ALG8 alpha-1,3-glucosyltransferase (gene ALG8). The transcript is spliced from 13 exons. Gene Ontology annotation, biological process: protein N-linked glycosylation. Bases 214 to 1791 code for a protein of 525 amino acids. Lineage: Eukaryota; Metazoa; Chordata; Mammalia; Artiodactyla; Hippopotamidae. Gene Ontology annotation, molecular function: dolichyl pyrophosphate Glc1Man9GlcNAc2 alpha-1,3-glucosyltransferase activity. Gene Ontology annotation, cellular component: endoplasmic reticulum membrane. The record is from RefSeq and is a predicted model, not a curated record.